Molecule: messenger RNA, 1566 nt
Organism: Glycine soja
Lineage: Eukaryota; Viridiplantae; Streptophyta; Magnoliopsida; Fabales; Fabaceae
Exons: 5
Coding region: 340-1353 (337 amino acids)
Biological process (GO): protein peptidyl-prolyl isomerization
Molecular function (GO): peptidyl-prolyl cis-trans isomerase activity
Source: RefSeq, a predicted model, not a curated record
GAAUGGAGCUCAAUUAUUCCACCACUUUCUUCUGGAUUUCUUAAUACUAGUUGGUAGCACAUCAUCGAUUCGAAAUCGAACCAAAAAAAACAUCACGUUCUUGUAACAAGUCAAAGACACAACUCAACUUGAACCAAAAAAUAACAAAAUGCGUUCGAUCUAAAGUCUGAACUCAAAACAUCCCAUUUCCACUCCCAACUCUGUUUCACCAUUUCUUCAAUUGAAUACUUCUCUGAAUCACUAUGAUAUAUUCACUCUCUUUCUGCUGCAUCCCACUUUUAUUCUGAGGUCAACGGUCUUUGAAUUUUCCUAACUCAAUUGUGUGCACAACCUUAUCCAAUGGGUCGGAGGAACAAUGAACCAAACUCCAUUCUCUCACACCGUUUGAUCCUUCCCUUGGUGUGUUUCGCUUCGUGCGGUUUGGUCUACGCGUUCCUCUCUGCGGUGCUCACAAACAGCAGAAACAGAGUUUCAGAGUUUGGGAGGCUAGUUGAAGAUGGUGUGGCGGCGGAGAAUGAUAGAGGGUGCUGUAGGGGGAUUGAAAAUUUGGAGCUUUGGGGUGCAGCAGUGAAGUGGGGUUCUGAGUUUAAAUUCAACAGUUCUGAAGGGUGUUGCAACGCCUGCAAAUCCAUGUGUUCUGGGAAAGAUGGGCCUUGUCUUUGUGAUACUUGGGUCUUUUGUGGGGAUCGCAAGGCCUGUGGAUCCAAGUUUGGUGAGUGUUGGUUGAAGAAACAGAAGGACAGCUUAGCACCUGAACGGCAAGAAGGAACGCCUCCGGGGGAAGUGAUUGGUUGGACUUCUGGUCUUAUCUUUGGGAAAGGAGAGGGUAUUAUUGGACUGGAAACUGAAUAUGGAACUCUUCAUAUUAAACUUUUACCUGACUGUGCCCCACACUCUGUUGCCUACAUUCUAGAAUUGUUAGCUUUGCAUCAUUGUGCUGGCUGCCGAUUUUACCGUGCAGAGAGUCGAGGCCAAUCAUGGGAUUCAGAAGGAAACCAUAUAGAAAAUGCUGCUUUUGGUCCCCCUUAUGCAUUAAUUCAAGGGACACUGGAAGCACAAGGCACAGCAUUCAAUAAACUUCCGGUGGAAGAUUGUCCAACCCUUAAAAGGGGUUCAGUUGCUUGGAUUGGUUCUGGCCCUGAGUUCUUCAUUAGCCUAGCUGAUCAUUCUGAGUGGAAAAAUGAAUACACUGUCUUUGGUUCUGUUCUUCCAGAAGACAUGCAUUUUGCUGAGAAAAUUACUACACUCCCUACAAUACCUGAUGUGUGGAACAAUGUUAACGUGACUGUUUUGGAAAAACCUGUUCCCUUGUUGCUUCGAAGAAUCCAGAAAAGUCACCUAGAUGAAAUGUGAAACAAACUGGGCAUCCAUGUAGAUUGCAAUUCUUUUGGUUUCAAAUCUUUUAGUUAACGUUUGCUGUAACAUCUCUUUUUUCUUUUUGGGUAAACUUUUUCUUUACUUUAUCUUACACCCUUUUUUGGAUUAUUGUUUGUUGUAAUUUCAAGUAAUGAAUUUUAUUUUGAGAAGGGCUUAUAAGAGAGGGAAUACAAAGCUUUUAUCAUUUUA